Mytilus californianus (California mussel) is the source of this 1554-nucleotide messenger RNA. Its product is annotated as QRFP-like peptide receptor. The transcript has 4 exons. NCBI's taxonomy places the organism in Eukaryota, Metazoa, Mollusca, Bivalvia, Mytilida, Mytilidae. Gene Ontology annotation, biological process: G protein-coupled receptor signaling pathway. The record is from RefSeq and is a predicted model, not a curated record. Gene Ontology annotation, molecular function: G protein-coupled receptor activity. The coding region runs from base 116 to 1273 and encodes 385 amino acids. Gene Ontology annotation, cellular component: membrane.
CAGAAAAAGCUGAUGCGGUGUUGUAAGAGAGAGUUGUACAGAUUCUAUUUUCAUAUUGAUAGCAGCUUACCAAAGUAUUUUGGGAAAUUUGUAGGGGAAGUUUAAAGAUUGAAAAAUGAAUGAUACGAAUUGGACAGGUGUGCAAGAAAAUACUUUUGAUGAAUUCAACACUGACAAAAUAAUUUUAUUAUGUAUAUAUAUUCCGGUAUUCUUUGUUGCCUUAGUUGGAAAUAUUCUUGUGCUUGUAAUGGUGUGUAUGAACAAAAGCGUUCGGAGAAAUGUCGCUAAUUAUUUCCUGGUAAAUUUAGCCAUAGCAGAUCUUUUAGUGACCAUAGUUUGUAUACCAAUGACAGUGACAGUGAUGAUCUACCCGGUGUGGAUAUACGGAGAUUUCAUGUGCCGUACUUUAGACUUUAUGCAAGGGGUAUCGGUAGAAGGAAGUGUUUUAACCAUUGUUUGUAUGGGUACAGAACGAUAUUUUGCAAUUCGACACCCCAUGAAAGUACGCAGAAUAUGUAAUGAAUUCAACGUUAAAGUUGCUAUAGCAGUAACAUGGAUAUUAGCAAUAAUCACAAUGUGUCCUUUGGUCAUUUAUAAGCGAUUAGUCGUAGAUCAACACGUAUUUGUUUUUAAUAAUACAGAUUAUUUGUUCAAUGGAACUCAGGAAAUGACAUCAUUUCAUAGUGAAACCUGCCAGGAAACAUGGCCAUCUCAUUCGGAUAAAACUGCUUAUGAUGUAUUUUUGUUGUUUAUAGUUUAUAUAAUUCCUGGAUUUAUUGUUGUUGCUCUAUAUUCUUUGAUUGGCUGCAGCCUUUGCAGACAAAAUCACGCACUGAAUCGUGCUAAUUCUGUUAUAAGUAACGAUGUUAAAGUAAUGGCAAGUAGAAGAAAACUUGCCAGAAUGAUGAUAAUAAUUUCUAUACUGUUUGCAUUGUGUUGGCUACCAUAUUUUAUUAUCAUUAUAGGGACUGAUUUCUAUGAGGAGUUUCGACAUACUCUUGCCAAGUUAUACCCAUUUGCCUUGCUAUUAGCACAUUCUCAUAGUGCACAAAAUCCUAUAUUAUACUGUUUUAUGCACAGAGGAUUUUUAGAGUUUCUGACAAAGCUAGCCCGAUGUCAAUUUUCGAGUAUAACUAAUAGGCGACAGAUGAAAAAUUCAUUCAAUUCUUCUGACAGAACACAAUCACUUAGAAUUUCAAAAAUGAAUGAUGGCACGAAUGAUGAAAGGAAGAGAUUAGUCGUAACAUUGUCGGAUCCUGGAAAAGCUGUUUAAGCCACGAUUAUUAAACAGCGUUGAAGCAGUGGUCAUACAUGUAUAUUACAUGAAAAAAGCAUUAAUAAAUAAAACAUACUUCACUUAACUAUGCCAAUUGUACAACUAGUUUACUUGUGUCCAUUUCCUGAAAUAAAUUAUUAUGUAAAUAAUCUAUCUUUGCAGAGAACCCAAAUGAGGUGCAUUAUGCUUUAAAAAAACGAUUGAGUUUCAGCAUAAAGAUGUUCAGACAAGUUUUAAUGUCUAAUGAUCUAACAUGUGGCAUAAGUAAAGCCAUAACA